This is a messenger RNA of Phalacrocorax carbo (great cormorant), 2147 nucleotides long. NCBI's taxonomy places the organism in Eukaryota, Metazoa, Chordata, Aves, Suliformes, Phalacrocoracidae. The record is from RefSeq and is a predicted model, not a curated record.
UGCUCGCCUGCGGUUGACUCAGCUCUAGGCCACCAGCACCUUGCUGAGGGUGGGGACCGAGGACCACCCACCGCCACGAGGGUCCCCGUGGGGUGCUGGGAGGGGUGACACGAGCCACCGUGACCCCCCACGCACAGUCCUGGGCAGAGGGUCAGGAUGAUUCUCACCCCAAAGCGGCCCUGCCAUCCUUCUCAGGAUGCUGGCAUCACUGGUGCAUGCCCGGCACGCUGAGCACCCCCCGCCGCAGCCCCCCGCUUCUCGGCACCCACCUAGGCCAGCACCUCGGGGUGCCCCCGCCGUGCCCCCCCAUCCCGCCAUGGCGCUGGAGGUGGGGGCCGAGGCGCUGCUGGACCUGAGCUUCCUGACGGAGGAGGAGCAGCGUGCCAUCACCGAGGUCCUGCGCCGCGACUGGCAGCUCCGCCGGCACGAGGAGGGACGUAUCAGCAAGCUCCGCAAAUCAGUGUCGGACCCAGUGCGGCUGAGGACCCUCACCGGGGACUGGUUCUGUGACGCCCGUGCCCAGCGCCACCGGCACCACCUGGGCUCCGACCUCGUCCGCGCCUCCAUCCGCCGCAGGAGGCGGCCCCGGGGAACAGGGAACCUGGAGCGUGGCCCCAGCCUGGGUGAGCUGGAGGCCAUUGGCGAGCUGCUGGCCGAGGAGAAGGAGGAUGAGGAUGGUGUGGUGGAGCCGGAGGAGAGCCCCCCUACGGAGGAGGCGCAGGCGGCUGCAGAGCCCCAGCCCAGCCCCACAGCCCCGGCUCUGGAGAGGAUGCUGGUGUCACAGCCCCCGCAGCAGGGUGACAUCCUGGCAAGGGAGCAGGAUGUCCUGGCCCAGCCAGGUGGCACAGCAGGUGGGAACCCCUUCAGCACGUCCAGCGCUGAGGACAACGAGGAGGAGCCCGACUCCGCGCACAGUGGCCCCGAUGCUGGGCAGGGGCCGGGGACCCCCCAGCCGGAUCAGGCAUCCCUGGGCCGGGUGUCCCCACAGAACGGCCACGUGCCCCCACGCAGCCUGCUGACCACCAGCUCCUCCGUGUCCAGCCUCAGCUCCUCCACGCUGAGUGGCAGCCUGAUGAGCCUGUACAGCGAGGGCGAGCUGGGCAGCGUGGCCGUGCGGGGCUGCGUCCAGUUCUCCCUCCGCUACGACCCGGCCAAGAAGGAGCUGCAGGUCCAUGUGCUGCGGUGCCGCGAGCUGGCCGAGGCCAAGAAGCAGCGGUCGGACCCGUACAUCAAGACGUACCUGCUGCCGGAUAAGUCCAACCGCAGCAAACGCAAGACGACGGUGCGGAAGAGGAGCUUGGAUCCCAUCUUCAAUGAGACCCUCAAGUACAAGCUGGAGAAGAGGGACCUGCUGGGCCGGACCCUGAACCUCUCGGUGUGGCACCACGACAGCCUGGGCAGGAACCUCUUCCUGGGGGAGGUGGAGAUCGCACUGGGCACCUGGGACUGGGCCAACACACGCCCCGAGUGGUUCAACCUCCAGCCCCGGACACCCAUUUCCUCAGACGGUCUCACCAGCCGAGGCAACCUCAACUUGGCACUGAAGUUCAUCCCUGUCGGCUCAGAAGGCGGGGGGCUGCCACCCACGGGCGAGCUGCACAUCUGGGUGAAGGAUGCUCAGAGCCUCAUCCCCCUGCAGAGCGGCACCGUGGACGCCUUCGUGCAGUGCUACGUGCUACCGGACGACAGCAAGGCGAGCCGGCAGAAGACACGGGUGGUGAAGCGGAGCCUCAACCCCCUCUUUAACCACACCAUGGUGUACGACGGCUUCCAGGCCAAGGACCUGGCCGAGGCGUGCGCUGAGUUCACCCUCUGGCACCACGAAGCCUUUUCCAAGCGCCAGCUGGGCGGCAUCCGGCUCAGCCUGGGCACAGGGAGCAGCUACGGGCUGCCGGUGGGCUGGAUGGACUCGACGGCAGAGGAGCGGGAGGUGUGGGGGCGCCUGCUCCAGCAGCCCGGGCAGUGGGUGGAAGCACUGCUGCCCCUGCGGACCAACCUGGUCCCUCGGGCGUAGCCCCCAGCCCCGCCCCCCAUGGACCACCCUGUGCCAGUGGGACUGCGGGAGCCGGGCAGGGACAGAGCUGCACCCGGAGCAUCACUGUGUGGGGCUGGGGUCUGUGCCCCCCCCCCCUUCCAGCAGCAAUGAA